GCAAUUUGUAAUUGAAGUUUCAACACGUCAAUAUGACUAAACGAGUACUGUUAAUAUUCUGUGUCUUGUAUUUGGCCUUAGGCCUUAGAGAAGGAGAAGCUCAAAGGCCUAGACCACAACCACGUAUUGUGGGUGGCCUUACUGCCUUCAAAGGCUCAUUUCCCUAUCAGGUAUCGGUGCAAUUGAAUGGAGGCCAUAUUUGUGGAGGCUCCAUAAUAUCGAAGGAUUAUGUGUUGACAGCCGCCCAUUGUGUCUACGAAGGGCAAUCAGAUGAACUGGUUCCCAUUUCUCAACUCUACAUACGAGCUGGUAGUAUUUUCUCUAACUUUGGUGGUCAACGCAGGGGUGUUUCCGAAAUAAAAGCCCAUCCUAGCUACAAUUAUCCCAUCGAUGAUAUUGCUUUGUUGAAAUUAGCCCAACCAUUGAAAUUGAACAAAGAGGUGGCAGCCAUUGACUUGGCCACAGAGGAACCAACUUCAGGCUCUGAACUUACCAUCUCCGGUUGGGGUCGCCUCAGCGAAGGUGGAUCUAUGCCCCGAGUUUUGCAACACACCACAUUAUUGGGUUUAUCCAACGAGGAUUGCCGCAAAACGGUACCCAUACCCGGCCAUGUGAUAUGUGUUCUGCAUGGCGUCCGCCAAGGCAUGUGUGAUGGCGAUUCUGGUGGUCCUGCAGUGCUUGAUAAAAAAUUGGUUGGUGUGGCCAACUUUGUUGAUGGCCAAUGUGGAACUUCGGGACCCGAUGGAUAUGCCAGUGUUCCAUACUAUCGUGAUUGGAUUCUUAAGAAUUCAAGUGAUUAAAUGAGGAAUCUCUAUUGAUAAUUUUUAUGUGUAGCAAAAUAAAGUUCCUUAACGUGUUUAGAGCGUUACAAAUCGAAAAAGUUU
Messenger RNA from Stomoxys calcitrans (stable fly), 884 nucleotides. RefSeq names its product serine protease SP24D-like. Gene Ontology annotation, biological process: proteolysis. The record is from RefSeq and is marked provisional. Lineage: Eukaryota; Metazoa; Arthropoda; Insecta; Diptera; Muscidae. Gene Ontology annotation, molecular function: serine-type endopeptidase activity.